Molecule: messenger RNA, 1110 nt
Organism: Penicillium pulvis
Lineage: Eukaryota; Fungi; Ascomycota; Eurotiomycetes; Eurotiales; Aspergillaceae
Product: Gfo/Idh/MocA family oxidoreductase
Exons: 3
Coding region: 1-1110 (369 amino acids)
Biological process (GO): NADPH regeneration
Cellular component (GO): cytoplasm
Molecular function (GO): nucleotide binding; oxidoreductase activity
Source: RefSeq, a predicted model, not a curated record
AUGUCACAGUCUCGACCAUUGGGAGUAGGCAUUAUCGGUGCGGGGGAAGUCUUCCAAGUCUGCCAUGGGCCCUGCUUACUGCUGCUAUCACACCUCUUCAAGCUACAGUCAAUCUGUGACGUGUCAGCCAAAACAGUCGAGCACUGUGCAACGAAGUUCUCCGUUCCCCAUAAAACAACCACACCUCAAGAUGUCAUCGACAACCCCAACGUCGAGAUUGUCUUCAUACUCACAUCCGACGAGAGCCACGCUCCCCUAACAUGCGCAAGUCUAAAGGCAGGGAAGAACGUCUUCAUUGAGAAGCCAGUCUCCCUCUCACUGCCUUCCGUGCAAUCAAUCAUUGACGCGGAAAAGAACGCAGGAGGCGCCCGUGUGUUCGUCGGAUAUAUGCGUCGUUACGCCCCCAGCUUCCUCGAAGCAUUUAAACGUGAAAUUUCGUCAAUCCCGAAAAUUAUGUAUGCGCGUGUCCGCGACUUCAGUGGGCCGAACUUCAACUUUGUCAGUCAGAGUGGUACAUUCUCAGUCAAGCACAAUGAUUACCCGCCCAACGCCGCGGAAGAGCGUAACACUCGACUCGAGGCGCUGUUCAAGGAGGCUUUCCCCAACCAGGAAAUCACGGAUGAGAAGCGGAAGUUCUGUCGUUUCCUUGGUAGCCUUGGCUCGCAUGAUAUUUCUCUCAUGCGUGAGGUUCUCGGGUUCCCUGAGCGGGUGAAUGGCGUUACGGCCAAUGAUCCGUUCUACAGCGCUAUCAUGACAUUCCGCAAUGCGGACGGUUCGACGUACUCUACGACUUAUGAGAGUGGUAUUGACGAGGUUCCUGUCUUUGAUGCACACAUCGCGGUGUACGGCGCUAAGAAGAGAGUUACUCUCAAGUUUGAUAGCCCAUAUGUCAAAGGUCUUCCCAUUUAUGUGGAGGUUGAUGAGGUGAAUGAACAAGGGGAGAUCCAGCACCGGAAGAUGCUUUCCUCCUAUGAGGAUGCUUAUACUGCCGAGCUCCAGGAACUGUAUGAGGUCUUCGCCAAUGGAAAGUCGAUCAAGUCGACUUUGUCAGAUGCGAAACAGGAUCUUGAAAUCUUUGACAUGUUUUAUAAGAGUUGGGCUUCCAAAUAA